Hermetia illucens (black soldier fly) is the source of this 966-nucleotide messenger RNA. Its product is annotated as coenzyme Q-binding protein COQ10, mitochondrial. The record is from RefSeq and is a predicted model, not a curated record. Gene Ontology annotation, biological process: cellular respiration; ubiquinone biosynthetic process. NCBI's taxonomy places the organism in Eukaryota, Metazoa, Arthropoda, Insecta, Diptera, Stratiomyidae. Gene Ontology annotation, molecular function: ubiquinone binding. The transcript has 3 exons. The coding region runs from base 129 to 743 and encodes 204 amino acids. Gene Ontology annotation, cellular component: mitochondrion.
AGCAAAUUUCACUGUGACAUUCCGAUUUUGUCAAACAGUUGUUCCGGGGUGGUGGUUGGUGGAAUCGCUCUUCGUACUGAAGGUGAUGUGAAUAUUUUCAGCGAAAGCUCCCAGUUUAGCUGUUUGCGAUGAUCGUCCAAGCAGCCAGAGCUGGGCAACAGGGUGCCAACAUCAAAUCCCUUCUCGAUGCAAUCCAGAAAUUGAGUCAAACUUCAUCAAAACGGCAUCUUCUCACGGUAGCUGGAAUAACAAGUAAAAGACGGAUGUAUACGAAAAAGGAAUUACUGGGAUAUUCCAUGCAUCAAAUGUACGAGGUAGUGUCCGACGUCUCCAACUACUAUAAAUUCGUUCCAUACGUAACGCAAUCCAAAGUCCAUUCACAAAAAGAAGAUCAAUUCAAGGCGGACCUGAUCGUUGGCUUCCCGCCACUCAAGCAAAAAUAUACCUCACUCGUCACUCUAGAAAAACCUUUUCGCGUCCAGUCCGUGAGCAAAGACGCCCAACUAUUCGAUCACCUCUACAACGAUUGGAGGUUUAGUCCUGGUUUGAAGGAUAUACCGGACUCGUGCGUGCUGGAUUUCCAUGUCUCCUUCGAGUUCAAGUCGUUGUUGUAUAGCAAAAUUUCGAAUCUGUUUUUCGAAUUGCUUUGCGAUAAAAUGGAGCAUGCUUUCAUAUUAGAGGCUAAACGGCGAUUUGGCGGACCGUCGAUCCGGUCACAUGUCCUGUCGUCGGUGAAGUCGUGACAAAAGUGAUUUCAGGGAUGAACUAAAUUGUGAUACUUUCCUAGGUUAAUUUUUUUGAAUUGCAGUAUCAAAUAGUUAAAUUACUGUUAUAAUUCGAUUUACAUUAUUUAUUUGUUGUUAAUAAAUUGUUUAUAGUAUGACCAUGCACAGUUACGGACAGGAACACGGAUGUACAAAUCUUGGACUACUUUAAAAUAAAAUGCAUUGAGAAGGAAGUAGCACA